GUUGUAAAGAUUGUUUAAUUUUGAACGUUGACUGAAUGAGAAGAGUUAGGAAAGGACAAAGACAGCCGUCGACAGACGAAAUCCCAGGAACCCAAAAUCCAGACAACUACGCCCUUUCUUCCACAUUUCGAAUCGAAUCUCUAGAUUUCCUUAAUCGCAAUCUUCUAUGUAACCCAUAACUCUAUCAUACGGUACCUCCCCAUCAUUUAAUACCCCCACCAACCGGCGAGAAAAAAAGAAGAAGAAAUCGGCGGUCAGUUUCAGGUUGAAUAAUCGUCGAUGAAACGCUACUGGGUGAUUCCGGUCUGCAUUUUACUGAUAUGUUUCAGCUUUACGGUAUUGUCCAGUGCGUUAUUUAGCUUGCCUAGUGGGUCAAUUGAGGGACUUUCCGAUGGGGUUACGCUAGCUCCGGCGAGGAGGAAAUUGUUGUCGGAAUUAAAGAAACCUGAGACAGCUCUGUUUGCUGAACUGGAUGGUACAGUUUCUUUGAGGGAGCAAAAUAGCUUAAAUACUAUGAAACCACCACUCUGGUCAUUUAGAUCUGGGUCAUCAAUCUACUCUUCUUAUCAGGCUCCUGUUAAUUACAAUAACAGCAAGGAGGCAUCAUCUGAUAUAGGAAGUGGUUAUUUCAUUGACUGUGGCCGUGGGGAUGAUUGGGAAUUGUAUGCACACAACAGGCUUGGUAAAUUGAAACUUAUGAAGAGUAUUGAUGAGUAUAUUAGUUCAACUCCACAAAUAGCUGAGGAUGGCGGAAUUGUUCUGGGAUCUAAAAGAACCACUGCAUUUCUGGUUGAUGCUAAGACUGGACGCUUGAUUUACACAUAUAGUAUGCCUAACUCUCCAGCAACUCAGGACAAUGACACUGCUUUUCAUCAUAAUGGCACCAUUGAGGAAGAGAGUCUGCCCAGAUACACCCUUUACAUCACCAGGACAGACUAUGCAUUAACAUCCUUUAUUCCAAACUCAGACAAAGUGUUGUGGAACAUGACGGUUGCUGAAAUAGGGGCUGCUGCUCUUUGCAAAGUUGAGGAUGCAUUUAGUGGGGAUAUUAUGGAGUCUGAUAAAUCUGAACCUGAUGUGCAUUUCAAUAUGCCAUUGCCAUGUCAGUCAAGGGCCCUUAUCUACAGACGCCGAGGUCAUGAUAACAAGAUGCUCCCAGAGGCUGAUAGUCAGGGUAUGCUGCCAAUUCCUACUUCACAACCAAAUGUUGAUAAUGCAGCUACUCCUGUGCCCGACAAGAAUGUAGACACCUUCAACUUGGAAAAUAUUGUAAAAAAAACUAUGUUUGGCAUAUUAGUGGUGUUCAUAAUUUUAUUCAUCAAAAACAAAAUUUUACAAGAUGCUAAAAGUCCAUUCAAAGAAGGAAUAACAAAGUGCUCUGAAAGUUUGAGCCUGCCAAUUUGCAGUAUUUUAGGUACUCUUGUGGGAGCUUUUACACAUAAUCGUGAUUUAGUGGCUGAACUCAAUUUGGAUAGACAGCUUGGACAUUCACCAAAUGUACCUUCAAAAAGGAAGAAGUCUCGGAAGUCUGGAAAGAAUGGGAGCAAUGGCGUUAAAAGUGAUAAAGACACCUCAUCUGGUAUUGGACUUAAAUAUGCAGACGUGGACGCUGAUAAUAAACUGUUAUUGAACUUUUUUCAACCAAGUAUAUGUACCAAAGGUGGACGUUCUAUUGGUAAAUUGUUCGUCUCCAGUACAGAGAUUGCUAAAGGGAGCAAUGGUACAGUUGUAUUUGAAGGAAUUUAUGCAGGUCGUGCAGUUGCUGUGAAAAGACUUGUCCGGGCACAUCAUGAUAUUGCCUUCAAAGAGAUACAGAAUCUUAUUGCAUCUGAUCGACAUCCAAAUAUCGUUCGGUGGUAUGGUGUGGAACAAGACCAAGAUUUUGUUUAUCUUGCGUUGGAACGCUGCAUUUGCAGCUUGAGUGACCUUAUUCAGAUUUAUGCUGGCACUUCAGAAAAUGCAUGUCCUAACCAGAACUUGGAUGGAGAAUCUACAAAGCAUAGAAUUUAUUUGGACAAUUUGAAGGGUAUUAUUCUGGAUACUGACUUAAUGAAGGAAAAUGGUUGUCCUUCACCUCUGUUGCUCAAAUUGACGAGGGAUGUGGUUUCUGGUCUUGUGCAUCUUCAUGAUCUGGGGAUCAUUCAUCGAGACCUGAAGCCCCAAAAUGUUCUGAUAACUAAGGAAAAAUUCUUAUGUGCUAAACUUUCUGAUAUGGGGAUCAGCAAGCGCCUCAUCGGAGAUAUGUCUUCAUUGGGUCAUCACCCAACAGGUUAUGGAAGUUCGGGAUGGCAAGCUCCUGAACAACUUCUUCAUGGACGUCAAACACGUGCUAUUGAUAUGUUCAGUUUGGGGUCUGUUCUGUUUUUCUGCAUGACUGGUGGUCAUCAUCCCUUUGGAAGUCCUCUUGAGCGUGACAUUAACAUUACAAAGAAUAAAGUUGAUCUUUUCUUGGCGGAACACAUCCCUGAAGCUGUGGAUCUCUUUUCUCGUUUGUUAGAUCCCAAUGCUGAACUGAGACCAAAGGCAGUGGAGGUGCUUGCUCAUCCUUUCUUUUGGACUGCUGAGAUGCGACUGUCAUUUCUUCGGGACUCAAGCGACAGGGUGGAACUUGAAGAUAGGGAGACUUCUUCUGAUCUUCUGAAAGCAUUGGAAGGUACAGCGCCUGUGGCUUUGGGUGGAAAAUGGGAUGAGAAGAUGGAACCUCCUUUCAUCAAAAAUAUUGGCCAUUACAGGCGAUAUAGAUUUGACAGUAUUCGUGAUUUGCUUCGUGUGAUGCGGAACAAGCUAAAUCAUUAUAGAGAGCUUCCCACCGAAAUUCAGGAAAUUUUAGGGACUGUUCCAGAAGGAUUUGAUGGCUAUUUUAGGAGGCGGUUUCCGCAACUACUAAUUGAAGUGUAUAAAGUGAUGUCAGAAUUCUGUAAAGAUGAAGACUGUUUUCAGAAGUACUUCACAAGCAGUGAACUUUAGAUUCCUCCUGAUAGCAUCUGAAUCUUGUCCCAUUCUUACAUUAUCUGUAUGAUGUAACAUGUAUUGUAGUCUACCCCAUGUAAAUAUGCCUGUGACAGGAGGUACUGGAAAGCUGUCCGGACACCACUGUUAUUGGAAACAAAAAGAAUGUAAAUAUGAAAUCAACUUGUGUAAUCUUAUUAAAGUAUGUUUACCAACA
Molecule: messenger RNA, 3166 nt
Organism: Solanum dulcamara
Lineage: Eukaryota; Viridiplantae; Streptophyta; Magnoliopsida; Solanales; Solanaceae
Product: serine/threonine-protein kinase/endoribonuclease IRE1a
Exons: 7
Coding region: 280-2967 (895 amino acids)
Biological process (GO): intrinsic apoptotic signaling pathway in response to endoplasmic reticulum stress; mRNA processing; IRE1-mediated unfolded protein response
Cellular component (GO): IRE1-TRAF2-ASK1 complex
Molecular function (GO): ATP binding; protein serine/threonine kinase activity; RNA endonuclease activity
Source: RefSeq, a predicted model, not a curated record